GCGACAUGGUGACCAAGCAGGCCCUGAAGGGCAGGGAGAUGGCGGCCCUGCUAAGGGGCAUCUUCAGAGGCUCCCCGUGUUCCCAGGAAAGCGGUGUUCUCAGAAGGCUCAUGGUUUACAAACACUGUAUCCCGCUAGUGGAGUCCAGAGAUCUGCAUUUGGCCAAGGCAUCUGAAAUCAUAGGACUGCUGAUGCUGGAGGCUCGCCAGAUGCCAGGCCAGGCCCUGGCUGAACUCGCCACCCUCUUUGUGGACGUUAUUAAAGGAGGCAGCCUGUCCAAUGGGAAAUCCUUGGAGCUGUUUUCCACCAUUCUUACUGCACUGGCUAGUUCUAAGGAGUGCCUGGCUUAUGGGAAAGGUGAAUUGAAUGGGGAAGAAUUUAAGAAACAGCUGAUAAAUACCCUGUGCUCCAGCAAGUGGGAUCCUCGGAGUGCCAUCCAUCUUGCCAAUAUGUUCAGGGAUGUCCCACUAACAGCAGAGGAGCUGCAGUUUGUGGUGGAAAAGGUCCUGAGGAUGUUCUCCAAAUUAGACCUGCAGGAAAUUCCUCCUCUGGUCUAUCAGUUGCUGCUGCUUUCUGCAAAGGGCAGUAAGAAGGCUGUUUUAGAAGGAAUCAUCAGUUUUUUCAAUCAACUGGAUAAGAGACAAAAGGAAGAAGUGAGGGCUCCACAAUCAGAGGACCUUGAAGUAGCCACAAUGCCUCUAGACCAGCUCCGCCACGUGGAAGGCACAGUUAUUCUCCAUAUCGUUUCUGUAAUCAAUCUGGAUCAGGAUCUAGGCGAGGAACUAAUUAAACAUCUAAAGACUGAACAACAAAAGGACCCUUGUACAGCCUUGUGUCCCUUCAGUGUGGCUCUUUUGCUGUCAGUGGCAGUAAAACACAGACUACAAGAGCAGAUAUUUGAUUUCUUGAAAACAUCAAUCGUGAGAAGCUGCAAGGACCUGCAGUUCCUUCAGGGCUCCAGGUUUCUGCAGGAUUUGUUUCCACAAAAAUAUGAUGUUACUGCCAUAAUUCUGGAAGUGGUGCAGAACAGUGCAUUUGGCUGGGACCAUGUUACUCAGGGGCUUGUGGAUCUUGGCUUCAGCCUAAUGGAAUCGUAUGAACCAAAAAAGCCAUUUGGAGGAAAAGUUGCUGAGACCAGUUACGGCCUUUCAAAAACACCAGCCCAACAGGCUUGUAAACUUGGAGCGAGUAUCCUCCUGGAAACCUUUAAGGUCCAUGAGCCCAUCAGAAGUGAUGUUCUUGAGCAGGUCCUGAACAGAGUUCUCACAAAAGCAGCCUCGCCUGUCAGCCACUUCAUAGAUUUGCUGUCCAAUAUUGUUGUGUCUGCUCCUCUUGUGCUUCAGAAUUCAUCUUCCAAAGUCACAGAGACCUUUGACAACUUGUCCUUUCUGCCCAUUGACACAGUGCAAGGGCUGCUCAGAGCAGUACAGCCUCUGCUCAAGGUCAGCAUGUCAGUGAGGGACUCCCUGAUACUUGUCCUCCAGAAAGCUAUCUUUUCCAGGCAGGUCGAUGCCCGUAAAGCUGCAGUUGCUGGCUUUUUACUUCUGCUGAGGAAUUUCAAGGUUCUGGGCAGCUUGUCCUCUUCCCAGUGCAGCCAGGCCAUUGGUGCCACUCAGAUCCAGGCAGAUGUUCAUGCCUGCUAUAAUUCUGCAGCUAACGAGGCCUUCUGCCUUGAGAUCCUGGGCAGCCUGAGGCGAUGCCUGAGCCAGCAAGCGGAUGUCCGACUCAUGCUGUACGAGGGGUUUUAUGAUGUCCUUCGUAGGAACUCCCAGCUCGCCAGCUCCAUAAUGGAAACGCUUUUGUCCCAGAUAAAGCAAUAUUAUUUGCCUCAGCCAGACCUACUGCCCCCACUGAAACUUGAAGGAUGUAUUAUGGCUCAAGGAGAUCAAGUCUUUCUGCAAGAACCACUGGCCCAUCUGUUCAGUUGUAUCCAACACUGUCUAGCCUGGUAUAAGAGCACUGUGCAUCUACACCAAGGAGUGGAAGAUGAGGAGGAGGAGGAGGAGGAUGUGGGAUUUCAGCAAAACUUUGAAGAGAUGCUAGAUUCUGUCACACGGCGAAUGAUAAAGAGCGAGCUGGAAGACUUUGAACUGGAUAAAUCAGCAGAUUUUUCUCUGUCUUCUGGUGUUGGUGUGAAGAAUAAUAUCUAUGCCAUCUUGGUGAUGGGAAUCUGUGAGGUCCUGAUAGAGUACAAUUUCAACAUAGGGAAUUUCAGUAAAAACAAAUUUGAGGAUGUCCUAGGUCUGUUUACAUGUUACAACAAACUGUCUGAAAUCCUGAAGGAGAAAGCUGGAAAGAACAAAUCUAUGUUAGGCAACAAAACUGCCCGGAGCUUCCUGUCCAUGGGUUUUGUAUCUACUCUGCUUACAGCUCUGUUCAGGGACAAUGCACAAAGCCACGAGGAAAGCCUGGCGGUCCUGCGCUCCAGCACAGAGUUUUUGCGCUAUGCUGUCAGCGUAGCUCUGCAGAAGGUGCAGCAACUGGAGGAGACGGGACAAACUGACGGCCCAGAUGGACAAAACCCUGAGAAGAUGUUUCAGAACCUUUGCAGAAUCACGCGAGUUCUGCUGUGGAGGUACACUUCAAUUCCCACUGUUGUCGAAGAGUCAGGGAAGAAGAAGGGCAAAAGCAUCUCGCUCCUGUGCUUGGAGGGCCUGCUGCGGAUCUUCAACACAGUGCAGCACCUGUAUGCUGCCAGGAUCCCCCAGUUUCUACAAGCCCUCGAUAUUACUGAUGGUGAUGCAGAAGAAGCAGAUAUUAAUGUUACAGAGAAAGCUGCCUUCCAGAUUCGACAAUUUCAGAGGUCUCUGGUGAACCAGUUUAGCAGUGCUGAAGAUGACUUCAACUCUAAGGAAACCCAGCUGCUCAUCACAGUUCUCUCCACUUUGUCCAAACUCCUUGAGCCAGCCUCCCAGCAGUUCCUUCAGUUCCUGACUUGGACAGUGAAAAUUUGCAAAGAAAAUGCUCUGGAGGACAUCGCUUGCUGUAAGGGUUUGCUGACUCUGCUUUUCAACCUCCAUGCUCUGUACAAGAGCCCUGUCAGUUUGCUACGUGAACUUGCACAGGAUGUCCACGCUUGCCUGGGAGACAUAGAUCAGGAUGUAGAAGUGGAGAGUCGGUCGCAUUUUGCCAUAGUGAACACCAAGACUGCUGCCCCAACUAUUUGUCUGCUUGUUCUAGGUCAGGCAGAGAAGGUCCUUGAAGAGGUGGACUGGCUUAUCAAGAAACUUAACAGUUUGGGAUCAGACACAUCAGAAGAGUCUUCUCAAACAUCAAACCAGACCCAGGCUCUGGAGAAAGGAGUAAUUCUGCAGCUGGGAACUCUGCUGACAGUUUAUCAUGAGCUGGUACAGACAGCCCUCCCCGCAGGGAGCUGCGUGGAGACACUGCUGAGAAGCCUCAGCAAGACGUAUGCCAUUCUCACCUCCCUCAUCAAACAUUAUAUCCAAGCUUGCCGCAGCACCUCCACCACGAUUCCAGGGAGGCUGGAAAAGCUGGUGAGUACGAGCACAUUGUUGGAGGAAGAGGCUCAUUGUCACUUGUCAGGAGUUACACCAGCCUCUCUGCUUCUUUACAGGUGAAGCUCUCGGGUUCCCAUUUGACCCCACAAUGUUACUUGUUCAUUACUUAUGUUCAGAAUAUUCACAGUGAG
Messenger RNA from Tinamus guttatus (white-throated tinamou), 3652 nucleotides. The record is from RefSeq and is a predicted model, not a curated record. NCBI's taxonomy places the organism in Eukaryota, Metazoa, Chordata, Aves, Tinamiformes, Tinamidae.